AUGGCGGCUGCGGUCGCUCCGGUCGAGCUCCCCACGGGACGACGCUCCUAUUACAACACUUCGACACCGGUUGACAUUCACGACCCGAAUUGGAUCCCCGUGCUGGACAGCGCAGCCUACAAACCGCCCUUGUCCCCGACAGAGAAAGAGGUAUCAACCUACUCUCAGCCGCCCGCCUCCUUCUCCCUCUUCCCCUCCCAAGCCAGCUCUCCAAAGCCGCGCCCGGCCAUCUCUCACAGCUACUCCAAGAGCUCUCUAGCUCCUGAGAGCCUUGCAUCGGAUUCAGACUCGAGGUCGCAGAGCCCGCAGGACAGCAUCGAGCCAUUGCCCAGCAUUGGAGGCCCCGUACAAGCUUCUCAGGAUGGCACGAGGGGACAUAACCGGCAGACCACGUCCACCACGGCAGCGUCAAGCGAAGAGAAGAUAUCAGUGAAUACUGAGAGUCCGGGAGAUGGGGUAGGCAGCUCACCCAACAGCGAAGAGCACGAGACUGCAAGUGUGAUGGAGGAGCGGGAAUUGAGUCAGCCAGGACGACCCCCGGAACCGAUGGGAGAGCCCCUCGUGAACCCGUCCACCCGGUCGUCGAUGAUUUCCGCAAUGACAAAGAAGACUUCAGUCCUCCCGCCGACAUCCAAGUACAACCGCAAGCAUGUGGCUUCCGUCGCUACUACUGCUGGCCUGCCGUUAGUUCCCAGCCUGCCUCAAACACCCCGGGAAUCGCCCCGGCUAGCACCAACGGUACCUACAACAACGCCUGUGGCUCAACCUUUGCCAUCACCGAAGCUGCCGGCCUCCGAAGGGCCCCGACAAACAGAGCCUUCGCAGAAGCUCCAACCUACCAAGUCUACAGCUUCCGAGCGGCGACAACGGGCCCUCCAUUCACACCCGUCCAACGUCUCGUUACGGUCACAGAGGAACUCGAGCUCGGAUGACGCCGAGAUCAUCCCACGACCUCCAUCUGUACGCAAUAAAUCCAGAAAAUCGACCGACUCGCGCGCAACGACCCCUAGAUCCACCAUCUACGAUUCACAGGUUCCGACACCGGCACCGACAACGCCACUGCCCCAAUUACCUCCUGGAGCACAGAUUCGACGGCCGUCUACACGCGAAGGAAAUUCGCAGAAGACGCUGCAGGCGCCGAUUGAAGAACCAGUGCCUUCGGCGGCUUCUCCUUUUCGACCAUUCGAACACGCCGAGAUGGCUUCGUUUAUGACCGAGAAGAAUACGAUUAUAUGCCGACGGUUUGAUGCCGUGCACGUAAGAUUACUGCUGUGCCUGCAAGACGAGAUCUCGCAGUUAGAGAAGGAGCUUCUGAAGCUGGAAAGCUCCAACUCGCCGGGCACUGCGUCAGAGAAGAUGAUGCAAAAGACCCGGAUUCUGCGAGAGCUGCGGAAAGUGGUUGCAGAAUAUGAUCACCUGUUCACCACGUGGAGCAAGAUGCAAGCCAGCAAAGUCAGCGACUCGACGACCAAGGAGCUGAAGGAAUGGCUCGCAAAGCCGGGUACGAGUAUCGAGGCCGGUCUGGGCAUCAACACGCAACAGGACCUGCAGUGGCUUGAGAACACGAAGGACCUCAGCAGUAUUCAGCUUGGCGACAAUGAGGCAGAGCCUGCUGUAGACAAGGAAAAGGGCAGCCAAGGGGCCGAAGAAGGAGGAGGAGGAGGUGGUGGUGGCGGCGGCGGUAGUAGUGGUGGAGGAGGCGGAUUCAUGGCAUUGUUUGGAUGUGGAGGCAAAAGGAAGUAA
Messenger RNA from Fonsecaea multimorphosa CBS 102226, 1743 nucleotides. RefSeq lists its product as uncharacterized. Bases 1 to 1743 code for a protein of 580 amino acids. The transcript is spliced from 2 exons. NCBI's taxonomy places the organism in Eukaryota, Fungi, Ascomycota, Eurotiomycetes, Chaetothyriales, Herpotrichiellaceae. The record is from RefSeq and is a predicted model, not a curated record.